Messenger RNA from Myzus persicae (green peach aphid), 6700 nucleotides. RefSeq lists its product as uncharacterized. The coding region runs from base 421 to 2508 and encodes 695 amino acids. The transcript is spliced from 14 exons. The record is from RefSeq and is a predicted model, not a curated record. Lineage: Eukaryota; Metazoa; Arthropoda; Insecta; Hemiptera; Aphididae.
UCCGGUCGAGCUUUACGCGUCGCACGCGCCCAGACGGUGUGCGCCAUCGUCGUUGUCGUCAUCUGUCGUGGACGUGGUCGAUAUACCACUCCGUUUUUGGUUAAGUUUCCUCUCGUUCAUCUUUUGCGUUUUGUUUUUUCCUCCUGUUUAUCGACCGACAGUACUAUUAUCAUUCCCCUCCCUCAUCUCGCUGACGUGAAGGUACUAAUUAUCAUCAUCAUCUGCAUUAAUAAUUUGCCGUAACCCGUUAAAACAUUUGCCAACGAUUCUCCGAAGUCCCGAUGUGACGGUCACCGGCUGGAUUGCUUUUUACUGCAGAUCUGUUUCAAGAACUGUGGAUGAAACAUUUGUGAAAAACAGCGUCAUGAUAAUGAGACCAAAACAAAUGACUGGCAAACGACGUUAAAUUUAAAAACGAACAUGACGUAUUGGUUGUUGUUCAUGUUGUCCAUCUGGCCAGCUGUGGUCUCGUCAGAGGGUUGCAAGUUCCCAACCAGAUGGGAGGGCGUGUGGUUCCAGUCCGGUAUCCGGCAGUCGAUCGUCGUACAGGCUAACAGGUUCAGCAUCAAAGGCAAGUGCGUGGAUUCAGACGGUGACAAGUUUCUGCUAUCGGACGAGAAAAAGCCGUGUUACCGGUGCGUGGUCAUUCACGAGAAACAUCACAACGUUCUCCAAUACAAAGAGACCUUCUGCAACGAAAUGGGCACGCUGAAGACCAUCUGCCCGCUGAUCACCGGCGACGCACUCCUGUACUCCAUGUUCCGAGAGUCCGGAAAUCCCAUGCAGUGCCCGUUCAAGCCACCGUACACGUUCACGUACAACCGCGGUCACGGUGACUGCAGGAAUCCCGUUUCCACGGUAGAGGCUUGUACCCAGGAUUCGAGGCUCUUGAUCCGGUACCAGGCGUGUCCGGAUGUCGAAGGGUCGGAGAGCGCCCUCGAAGAAGUUGAGUGCAUUGCCGGUUGGAAAGAGGGUUCGUACCGAUUCCUCGUGGGUAGGGUUCACCACAGCAACGGUAUACCAAUGUCAACAGAAGACCGGUUUAAGUGUUUUAUAUACGAGCGAACGACAUCUCAGAGACAACUGAAAGGUUCUGGUUCUUCUGGAGACGUCGAAUACAGAGUGGCACAGUCCGGCGACGCCACGUGCAGUGGACUUUUCAGUCCUCUCGAAGGGUCAAGGACUAUGAUAUUAAAAAAAGAGACAUUUGAGACGAAAUGCAGCUUCCCGUUGUGGCUGACUGAAAACCAGAGGUGGCGGACGUUGGAUCACGGCAAAACGUUCACGUUCCUCCAUCACCACAACAACAACACGUUGAAGCUGGUGUCCAGCUCGUUAGAUCGCGUGUUUGCAGCGCAGACCAUACAGGCAUCACACCAGUUCUUCUACAAUCAGCCGUUGGUGGCACCUCUGCCUGGACACGAGAUGAAAUUCUCCUGUCAGCAGGAAAUGGAAGAGUUACCGCACCGGUUCAGGGUGAUGGCGCACUACGUUACCGGAUGUCAAAGCGGAUACAUUUGUUUGGACUUCCACCGGAGGGCGCACGACUUGGCAGAACUUCAAAUGGGUCAGCCGAGCAGGAGACCGGAAGACGCGUGUAACUCCCCCAACUUUGAUGCGCACGCUACGGAUUCAAUUACGCUAGUGGCUUCCAAGUCAGACUUUCGAAAUUGCCCUUAUAAAGGAAUUUACACGAUAAAAAAAGUCAGUAAAAGCAUUUCGUGGAACGAUGUAUCUUCAAUUUUACCAAGUAAAACAAAUCUAAAUUUACCGGUGGACUUAUUAACUUCCGACAAUCAUCCGUCUAUUGUGUUAACAACGACAUCGCCGCCUUCGCCCAAACGUCACUCUUCCGAACACUACGAGAAAUCCUCGGACGAUUGGAGUGUGACGUACAAGAAGUUACAGCCUGACUUGCCAAGUCUGGUAAGGUCCAGAAAGAACAUAAGCAAGGAAUUCGAAAGGCAAUCGGAAUACGACGACGACGAGGAGGUGAUAUUGCGCAGAGUCAAAAGGAAAGGUCGAAGGAUUUUGAGCAGCAAAACAGUCGCCGACGAAGAAUGCAAGUUGAACUUGACUUCGAUUGUGUUUUCCUGUGGAUCCGCUGACUCAAUAGAAUUAGUGGCAGAAUGUCCUAGAUUAACACACAUACGAUCAGCCUACAAGUGUCACGGGGGCUGGAAAGAGAACGGUACGAUGCACCAGAUAAUCAGCAGCGACUUGCCGUCGGCAGCCGGCUGGAAGAAGUUGUACUGUCUUGCGUACGUCAAAUGGCCUCCGGAUCGAUUGCAGGUGUCCGUGUACGCGGAUAACUGCAACCCCAACAACAACCGAACUGCGGCCACUGGGUCUGACGAAGGGCUCGUCUUGUCAUUUAACAUUUCGCUAUCGCCAUCCGUCGAGAAGCCGUGUAACGAGGUCAAUGAGUCGACGGUCGUCGGGGCUACCUUGACCAUGAUAGUGGUCGCAGUUGGUCUACUCUUCCUGCGGCAAUCGGCGGCCAGAUGAUUUUCGUAUUAAGUCACGCAAAUUCUCAAAGCCGUAAUGCCGCUACCGCCGAAAAUAAUAUUGUGUGUAUACGUCAUUGUUUCGUUGUUUCCUUAUAGCAAAUGCAUUUUGACAAAACUUUAUUUUUUUUCUACAUAGUGUAAAUAAUAUUAUUAUACUAACACACACACACACACACACACACACACACACACACACACACACACACACACACACACAUACACACAUACACACACAAAUGUGAGCGCGCGAGCGAUUAUCUUUAUUAUGGUUCUUGAAGUGUAUAUAGAGACGGAUGAAAACGAAACAUAUUUUGUGUCGCUAUUUGAGAUGAUAUUUUGAAAAAAAAAAAGAUUUACGUUGUAAUGAUGUUAUGAUCGCCCGCUGUUUGUUUUAUUAAAUAAUAAUAUAUACGUAUAAUAAUAUUAUGAUGAUGUAUAGCGAAUAGUGUAUACGUAUACAAGACUGAUCGCCGUUUUUCAUACCUUUCCGUGGUCGCGCUUUGUUCAGUUGGAAUUUGUGGGUUUGUGGUGGUGAGGUAGUUGGUGGUUGGGGAUGUGGAGAAACGGAGGGCGCGUGAUAUCCUGCACUCGGCGCUGUUUCACUCGACGGUCAUCAAGUGCCACGUAGUUCUAAUGAAAAAAAAAAAAAAAAAAUGCUGCAAGAGACCAUCGUAUAUAUUAUAUUAUCAGUGCUAAAUAGUGUCGAAAGUCAUAAUAUAGAUAAAGGUACUGAACAGCUCUCCGUUAUCGCGGACACGACGAUGAUGUUAUGAUAUGGUCCACGACAGGAGUGUAAAAAGGGCCGACGACGACGAGGGCGCACUCGAACCCGGCACGCAUUAUAUUAUAAUGAUAUAUGGAAAUGAUCGAGGGGAGGGGGUGAGGGAAGAAUAGAAGAAUAAAAAAAAAUCAGUUUUCGAGUGCCAAUCUUUUUUAUCCCCCGCGCAGUUAUAAUAAUAGUACUACGUAUAUAGAUCGUCGUCGAUGAAAAUGAUUUCGAGAAUUCGCAUUCGUCGGCGGAAACGGAUACGGAGCGCGCGUGACGUACUGCUGCGAUAAUUUCCGACCGGGAAACUCUGUAGGAGAAAAAGGUUACGUGGUUGCGUCCUGCCACUUGUUCGACGCGAGUCGAGUUUGAAACACUCUAUUAUUACUGUAUAACUUACUAUUAAAUAGGCAAUUAUUAAAAUACAAUAUAAUAUAUAUUUAAUAUAGUAUUAAAUAUAAGAAACGCGUAAAUUAAUGGUUUUUGUUUGUUUUGUUUUCUAUUCGUCUCGAGAAAAAUGUGUGAUGGAAACGCGGGCAAUAAUAUUUUUGUAGAUAAUAUAAAACAAUAUAAUAAGUUAUGAUGUACCUAUACGAGUGUAAUAAUCAUAACAAUUAUGUUAUGUGUUAAAAAAAAACCUAGUGAUAAUUUAUUGAACUCGUGUAUACACGUAUUAUGUUAUAUUAUUAUUAUUAAAACACGACGUUAUUGUGAUGCUUCUAUUACUGUACGUCUGCGAUGACUUAGUCUGUAUCGUCUCUCCUACGUACAUAAUAAAAUAUAAUAAUAUGUCGUUUAUAUAUUAUUGUAGGUACUAUUUAGUAUUUAUUACCUAUGCCCGAUGAAAUUUAUAAACACAACGUGUUUUAAUGAUAAUGAUAAUAACAUGAUAUGGUGUUCACUAAUAUAGCAAUAAUGUUGUAAUUCGUCGUGAUUUUGUUAAUUUUCGUAUCGUUUUAAAACGAAAUUAAAAUAAUAUAUAAAUGUACCUAUAACAGUGUAAUAUCGCAGCGCGUUAUUAUUUUUAUUAUUAUUAUUAUUAUUAAUAUUAUUAUUAUUAUGUACAGUAGAAGAAUUAUAACUUAAUACUUAUACUCGGGAAAGCUCACCCUGGGUCGGCGAGGUUAUCGUGUUUUUUUUUUUUUUUUGUUUUGUUUUGAACCAAAAGAGUCUUAGACUCUAUUCAGACUCAAAAAUCAGCCGGUAUGAUUUAAUAUAUUAUUUCGAAUAUUAAUUUUGUGUUGGUUCAAUAUUUACGACCCGAUAAUUCUUACUCGAAAUCCACACAUUAGUAUCACAAUAUAAUCUCUACUCGACAAACAAGCGCAGCGUAAAUUUAAGUACCUCCAUCACCGUAACAAUUAUGUUAUAAUUUUUUGUUUUCACUUCUCAUAUUUAAAUGGUAAUUCUUCGUCGGCACUCAAUUUUAUUACGUUUCGUAUCAAUCAAUGAUUACAUAAUAUUUUAAUAAUAUAUACGUCCUAAUCGAACGGGCAAACAAACUCUGUCGUUGUGCGCGUAAUAAUAUUAUAUGUUUACAACGUUUUAGUGUGGUAAUAUUACAUUAAUUCAUAUAUUAUACAUAUUAUAUUAGGCAAAUUAUAAGUAGGUACGCCACCUCUUAUAUCUAAAAAUAAACCCGAUAUUAUUCUCUAAACGGUGAUCGUAAUUUUUCGGAAAUAAGCUAUUUUUUUUUCGUUUCGCUCACUCGGUGAUGUGGACCUCUACAUCAAUAUAGUCUAGCUCCUUCAAAUCGUUAUUAUAAUAAUCUAAUAUAAUUUUUUAUUAAUAAUAUUGUAAUACGCGUGAUUUGACUACCUGCGAGAUCGCAUACACUGGUGCAGCGUACGCCUACACAGUAGAUGAUACCCGUACCCACUGCACGGGAGUUAACGAUAAAUACAAUUAAUAUUAUGAUGUUUAUUUUUCAAAUAUUAUGAGGGGCAAAUCGACUGAUUGUGAUAAUAGUUUUACGUUUAUAUGAAAAAAAAAAAUUAUAAUAAAUAAAUGAAUACUUAAUAAUAAUAAUAAUGAUUUUGAUUCGUAUGGAUUUAAAAUGAAUUUAUAAGCUAGUUGACGGCUGAGAGUAAUUGAAUUGUACAAAUUUCGCAAUGAACUUGUGAUGUUCUUUUUUGUUCGAAAAAAUUUUAAUACUUUUUUUUUUUUUACAAAAAUGUAUUAUGUUAGACCAAAUCAUGUUUAGAUUACGUAAUUAGACGAUAAGGAAAAUGACGUACAACAUAGGUUUAGUAUAUUUGUUAUUGUAAUAUUAUUUGAUUUUCCUUUUUUUUUAAUUUGUAUAAUUUUAUGAAUAGUAAUAAUUGGAAUUUAGGUGCCUUGAUUAGCUCGUUGUUAGAAUCUUCUUAUCUAUUUGAGAGUACAAAAUACUGAUUUAAAAAACGCACAGUUUCCGCUGAGCACGCACACAGUGGUUAUAUAUUUUAAUAUGCUUGUGUACGUGUGAGCGAGUGUGCUUCUAUAUUUAUACAUACUAUGUUUGUUAGUCUUAUUGCUUUAUAUAAAACAAUAUGUACACGAAACGAAAAUGUUGUGAAUUCUAAACGAAAAGAUAAAUAGGUACUAUAAUAUGUAUAUUAUUAUGAACUAUAUUAUAAUAUAUUAUUUUCGUCUGACCGCGAUGGGCUCGACGAAACGUCGUCGAGAUUACAGACACCGUUCUUUCCACCUUCGAUUCUCUUCUUUAAUAUUGUUGUCAUGAAUACACAACUGCAGAAUAUUGUUGUAAUGGCGUGUCAACAAUAAUCGUUAUAAAAUACCUAAAUGUAGUAAAUAAUAUUAAAUUCCGUAGUUCUAACUGACACGUUCGUGAUGUAUACUUUCGAAAGUCGAUUUAAUUUUUACAAUACUAAUAAUAGUAAAUACGCAUACCGCAAAUAAAUACAAUAUCUCGCUUUAAAAUAAAACGGCUCGGGGCCAAUUCAAAGCGUAUAUAUUCUAUUUUCAGCAUAAUAUUAUUGUACACUGGAAACGUAAUGCGUACAAUAAUAUUGGUAUUUUUUCUUGGUUACUGUAUUGUUUUAUUCCAAGCACAAAGAUAAUUAAAAAAUCAUAACUGCAACGUUGCGACACACUCGAGUACACCGCAUGUUACAUGCAUUAUUAUAUAUAUAUACCUAGUUAAAUAAUAUAUAUUUAAGUCACAGUUAAUAAUUAAUAACAAUUUGUUACCGAUGUUUUUAUUAAUUUGUUCGUUUUUUUUUUUUUUUUUGUCAUUGUUGAACUAUUUUAGAAUUAAUCUGUAUCGUUUAAACGACUACCGGAUAUUAUAUACAAUUGAAAAGUAGAUUAAAUUAUUAUUAUUAUUAUUAUUAUUAUUGUAACACGUUUUUAAUUUUCUUGUAGCUGAAUUAAUAAAGACUUUAGUUCAAUAUUAAACAUAUUUAUGUUGGCAACUACAUAAUAA